UUGCCCACUUUUAGUACGCCCUUUUGUCGAGUAUUGCUUUGUACGAUGUACAGAAGCUCCCCACCCAGUGGUGGGCCCGCUACUUUUGAAGAAAUGGGGAUCUGGGAAGUGAAGAUAGCUUAUCUGGAUUAUCAACCUCAUCUUCUCCCUUUCUUCUCUGAUUUUUCGUCACCUUCCAUACCCCCAAGCACAAGAUGGAAUUCCAGGAGAAAAAGGGUCCCGAGCCAGAUCUCUAUCAAACCGAUUCUGGCCCUCGUCAAGGGGAAGUGACUCAGGUUAAGAAUUUGAGAGAUUUGGAAGCUGUUCCGGGAUUUUGGACCAAAGUUCAUGAGUUGAGCGAAAAGUUGGGUGCCGAGACCAUCGGUGUCGAACAAUUGCCCGAAGAAGCCAGGAAUCCCAAUCAGAAGCCAAGAAGUACGUUUUUCGUUUGGAGUACGGCAAAUUUCCAUUAUGCUGCCUUCACCACCGGAGCUCUGGGGCCACUCCUUUUCGGCCUCGGAUGGUGGGAUUCAUUUCUCACGGUUAUCUUCUUCAACUUCCUCUCAGAUCUCGCACCGGCAGUCAUUUCUUAUCUUGGUCCUAGACUUGGAAUGAGAAGUAUGAUCAUCGUCAGAUAUAGCUUCGGAUUUUACGCAAGUAAGGUGAUCGUUCUUCUGAAUGCUAUUACUUGCAUUGGUUGGAUUGUAAUCAAUACCAUUGCUGGCGGAGGACUUUUAUACGACGCUAGCGAUGCCAAAAUGCCAUUGGUGGUAGCCAUCAUUAUUGUGCUUGUUAUCUCCCUCGUCACGUCCUUUCUCGGAUACAAAGCCAUCCACCUCUACGACAAAUACGGAUGGGCUGUCCUGAUCGUGAUUUCUAUAAUUGUGAUCGGGUUUGGAGGCAAGCACUUCGUCAAUGUCCCCAUGGCAAAAGGUGAUGAUGCACGUCUCGGUGUCCUCUCAUACGGAGCUCUCGUCUUCUCCUGGGGUAUUACUUGGGUUCCCCUCGCUGCUGAUUAUUCGAUAUACAUGCCCAGCAAGACACCCAGUUGGCAGACCUUCCUCUGGACGUUUUGCGGUAUCUACAUCGGCUCUACGUUUGCCUUCCUCAUCGGCAUUGCUCUCGCAACUUUGAUCUCAAAUCCAGACCCUGCGUAUAAUUUCCCGGCUGUAUACGACGACCGAGGAAUCGGGGGCCUGGUAGGAGCAAUUUUCGAAGGACAUGGGACAGGCGUGAGAGGUUUCGGAAGAUUCAUCGAGGUCCUGCUUGCGCUCAGUAUCAUGGGAGCCAAUAUCCCCAAUAUCUACUCAUUCGGCCUUUCCGUCCAAGCAAUCUCAAGUUGGACGCAAAAGAUUCCACGGAUAAUUGUAACAUUAUUUGGAUUUGCGGUCGCUGUCACGGUUUGCUGUGUUUUGCGUAAUCGGUUCGUUGAAGCUCUCGAGAAUUUCUUGAAUGUACUUUCAUAUUGGUGUACACCAUUUGCUGCCGUGGUUAUGACGGAGCAUUUCAUAUUCAGGAGGAGCAUUGGCUACAAUGUGUCGGUUUGGCGCGACGGAAAGGGCUUGCCUACUGGUAUUGCAGCGAUUGGAUCUUGGGCUUGUGGUAUUACAGCUGCAUUCAUGGGUGCCGAUCAGACUUGGCUUGUUGGCCCUAUUGCCAAGGCCAUUGGUGGUGCUGACAUUGGAUGGGAGUUGGGUGCUGCUGUUGCUUGUGUGGUAUACCUGGUGUCGAGAACCCUGGAGCUAAAGACUACUGGCCGUUAGGAGAUUGUUGCACGACAGAACUGCGUUGAUACUGUGCGAUAGAGAUGACUUGCUAGACCAUUUGUGAAAAUAUAGAUAAAAAAGGUAAUCUAAGAGAAUUAAUG
This is a messenger RNA of Mollisia scopiformis, 1846 nucleotides long. RefSeq names its product putative purine-cytosine permease FCY2. Gene Ontology annotation, molecular function: transmembrane transporter activity. Gene Ontology annotation, biological process: transmembrane transport. The record is from RefSeq and is a predicted model, not a curated record. Gene Ontology annotation, cellular component: plasma membrane. The transcript has 4 exons. NCBI's taxonomy places the organism in Eukaryota, Fungi, Ascomycota, Leotiomycetes, Helotiales, Mollisiaceae. Bases 195 to 1742 code for a protein of 515 amino acids.